Drosophila elegans is the source of this 1301-nucleotide messenger RNA. Its product is annotated as kelch-like protein 40. The transcript is spliced from 4 exons. The coding region runs from base 101 to 1081 and encodes 326 amino acids. Gene Ontology annotation, molecular function: protein binding. Lineage: Eukaryota; Metazoa; Arthropoda; Insecta; Diptera; Drosophilidae. The record is from RefSeq and is a predicted model, not a curated record.
UUCCGCGUGGUUUUAGUUGGGAAUAUUCCAGUGAAUCGGAAAGUCGAGAUCAAGAUCGCAUAAAAAAAGUUUUCAGUGAACUUCCUAAAAUCAAUUUAAAAUGGAGAAAUGGCUUGAACCUGUUUUUGCCAAUCUAAUAGAGAACAAAAAGUUUUGCGACUGCCAUAUUUUGGUGCAGAACGAAUCUUUUGAGUGCCACAAGGUAAUUUUGGCCAGUGCAUCGGAUUUCUUCGAGCGCAUGUUUUUGAGUGAGUUCAAGGAGUCCAAAUCGGGGAAAUUCCAUUUGAGCCAAGUGAAGCCGGAAACGUUUGCCAUGUUCCUCCAAUAUGUGUACACCUACAACAAGAAGAAACUGGAGGAGAGUACCAACUCGAUGAUAAUAGAGCUUCUCAGCUGCGGAUCCAUCUGGCUGGUAAAAUCGAUCGUCGCCGACUGUGUGGCCAUCCUCCAGGCACGGGCGCCCAAUAUGGUGAUCGGUGAUCUUGUCGAGCUCUUCCAGCAUGCCCAUAACCUAGACCAUAGUGGGCUCAUCGAUAUUUCUGUGCAGCCCCUAAGAAGACGUUUUGGAACAACCAUGAACUGCUACGACGUCUUGGUCCUGACUUCAGAUGUCUUCGAAAAGUACGUCAUUAUGUCAGAGGGCUACUUGCCGGAGGUAGAGAGGUUCAAGAUGAUCGAGAGUUACGUUACCGUCAAUGGAUUGAUCAGUGAUGAGACGGUCGAGGAUGUGGAUGACGAUUCUAAAGAAGGAGGUGAUAGUGGCGUUGGUGAUAUGGUAAAAGCAAAUCCUUCAUCCGAAGACAGCUAUGCAGAGUCCUCAGAAUCUGAUGAUAAGCCUGAUACUUCUACGGCGACUUGCAAAAGAAACGAUGAGAAGGGAGCUGUUGGCCAAAUGGGUAGUCUUCGUCCAAAUGAGCGAAAUGAUGGCAAGAUGAAAAACAUUCGCCAUAAAUAUAUAAAAACAUUGUUGAGCUACGUCAAGUUCAAUAAUAUGACUAAGAAAGAUUUUUACGAAGUAGUUGGCAGGUCUGUUUUGUUAAGCUACAAAGAAAAAUACGAAAGUCUAUUCUUAACACGUUAAUCCAGUUUCAAAAUGUCUUUCGAAGCGACAGUAUUGAAUCAUUUCUGAGCAAAAGGUUUCACAAAAAUGUAUGAAAAACAUUUGAUAAUUAAGAGUUACGUUCCAGAAUCAGUUUCAUUUAAAUGUUUUCCUUAAAUAUGCUAAUGACAGUGUACAAUUUCAUUAAAUAUAUUAAACAUAUUUCCGUAAUAAAGUUAAGCCUUCAUAUUUGGCAACAGUA